AGCUCCCGAAGCUGCUCUGCCUGGCGCCCGCGCCCCGCGCCCAUAGCCCGCCCAGGCGGAGUCAGCCCGCGCUCCGCCCGCUGCGCUCCGGGCUCGGAGGUCCGGACUCCGGGCUCGCCGCCUCCCGGGCCGGCUCCGCGUCCAGCACUCCCGCGCUCCGCGCCCCCACGGGCGGAGCGCACCAUGCCUCAGCUGGACUCCGGCGGGGGCGGCGCGGGUGGCGGCGACGAUCUCGGGGCGCCCGAUGAGCUGCUGGCCUUCCAGGACGAGGGCGAGGAACAGGACGACAAGAGCCGCGACAGCGCCGCGGGCCCUGAGCGCGACCUGGCCGAGCUCAAGUCGUCUCUCGUCAAUGAGUCCGAGGGCGCGGCCGGCGGCGCUGGGGUCCCGGGGGCAGGCGCCGGGGCCCGCGGCGAGGCCGAGGCUCUCGGGCGGGAACACACUUCGCAGAGACUUUUCCCGGACAAACUUCCAGAGUCUCUAGAAGAUGGCCUGAAGGCCCCGGAGUGCGCCAGCGGCAUGUACAAAGACGCCGUCUACUCAGCUUUCAAUCUGGUCAUGCACUACCCACCCCACUCGGGAGCAGGGCAGCACCCCCAACCGCAGCCCCCUCUGCAUAACAAGGCCAGUCAGCCUGCUCACGCCGUCCCACAACUUUCUCCUCUCUAUGAACAUUUCAGCAGCCCACACCCCACAGCUGCACCAGCUGACAUCAGUCAAAAGCAAGUCCACAGGCCCCUGCAGACCCCUGACCUCUCCGGCUUCUACUCUCUGACCUCAAGCAGCAUGGGACAGCUCCCCCACACUGUGAGCUGGUUCACCCACCCAUCCCUGAUGUUAGGCUCCGGCGUACCUGGUCACCCAGCAGCAAUACCCCACCCAGCCAUCGUGCCCCCCUCAGGGAAGCAGGAGCUGCAGCCGUAUGACCGCAGCCUGAAGACUCAGGCAGAGUCCAAGGCAGAAAAGGAAGCCAAGAAACCAACCAUCAAGAAGCCACUGAACGCUUUCAUGCUGUACAUGAAGGAGAUGAGAGCCAAGGUCAUUGCAGAGUGCACGCUCAAGGAGAGUGCGGCCAUCAACCAGAUCCUGGGCCGCAGGUGGCAUGCGCUGUCACGGGAAGAACAGGCCAAGUACUAUGAGCUGGCACGAAAGGAGAGGCAGUUACACAUGCAGCUAUAUCCAGGCUGGUCUGCGCGGGACAACUAUGGGAAGAAGAAGAGGCGGUCAAGGGAAAAACACCAAGAAUCCAACACAGGAGGAAAAAGAAAUGCAUUCGGUACUUACCCGGAGAAGGCCGCUGCCCCAGCCCCGUUCCUUCCGAUGACAGUGCUCUAGGCUGCCCAGGGUCCCCAGCCCCCCGGGACUCACCCUCAUACCUCCUGCUGCCCCG
Molecule: messenger RNA, 1390 nt
Organism: Condylura cristata (star-nosed mole)
Lineage: Eukaryota; Metazoa; Chordata; Mammalia; Eulipotyphla; Talpidae
Gene: TCF7
Product: transcription factor 7 (T-cell specific, HMG-box)
Exons: 10
Coding region: 184-1335 (383 amino acids)
Biological process (GO): canonical Wnt signaling pathway; regulation of transcription by RNA polymerase II
Cellular component (GO): beta-catenin-TCF complex
Molecular function (GO): DNA-binding transcription factor activity, RNA polymerase II-specific; RNA polymerase II cis-regulatory region sequence-specific DNA binding
Source: RefSeq, a predicted model, not a curated record